This is a messenger RNA of Nasonia vitripennis (jewel wasp), 1669 nucleotides long. It is a transcript of the gene SP76, whose product is annotated as serine protease 76. NCBI's taxonomy places the organism in Eukaryota, Metazoa, Arthropoda, Insecta, Hymenoptera, Pteromalidae. The record is from RefSeq and is a predicted model, not a curated record. The transcript is spliced from 6 exons. Gene Ontology annotation, molecular function: serine-type endopeptidase activity. The coding region runs from base 76 to 1596 and encodes 506 amino acids. Gene Ontology annotation, biological process: proteolysis.
AAUAAGUAUUAAGUGCCGUCGAUGUAUGAGAAAUUGUGAAUCGCAAUCAUUCGAUAAUUCAAGGAAGAAAUAAAAAUGUUUGAGCGAUAUGUCUAUACAGUGUAUGUGUAUUUGCAGUAUAUUCUAGAUCAAUGUGUAUGCUUUGUCGUGCCAUAUUUACUUAGUAGCACGAUUUAUGUACUUACAAGUGCGUUAUUUUUUACACACCACUUGAAAGUUUCCACGUGGAAGCAGGAUAGUUUUGAAGCGCACAUUCUUCAUUUUUUUUUUCUCUGUCGAAAUGUUACAAUGAUGUAUAUAGCAAAUACGUUGCAGCUGUCCCAGCUGCUAAUUUAUAGGCCGAUAUCCGACUCGUAUAAAAAGUCUAGCCGUCAUGCGCGAUCUUUAUCAGUGGCUUUUCUUAUUCCUGCUGCUACUAGAGUAAAAAAUUUUCAAGAUACAAAAAUGGGCGUUAAAUUGAAAGCUAACAACAGCGUCUUAUUGCUUUGUGUGAUUUCCGUUUUGUCGUUUCAGCUGGUAUUCGCACAAGCAGACGAAUCGCCCAAAAACUCGACUUCGAGAACUGGGCUCUGUUUAUCACCCUCCGGAUCGUUGGGCCUAUGCAUCAGACUCAACUACUGCAAACCUCUUCUGGACUUUUUCAACCAAAAUCCAGAAUACGCCGAGCAGGUCGUAUACAGUUAUCUCUGCCCAGGAGGUAACCGCGGGUUCGUCGUCUGCUGUCCCCUAAGCACCAAUCAGAUUCAGUCUCCUAAACCAACCGAUACGACAUCAGCAGCAUCGCCGGUGAACAAUAACGGCGAUUCGAAGGUUCAACCUCUGACACCACCUCGGUGCGGUCGUAGCUCUGCUAAUCACGAUAGGGUCGUUGGUGGCAAUCCAGCCGAAUUGGGUGCGUGGCCCUGGAUAGGUCUCCUGGGAUACGGAAGCAGAAACAGCAACCAGGUUGGCUUCAGAUGCGGUGGAACCUUGGUAUCCUCUCGGACUGUGGUCACCGCCGCCCAUUGCGUUCACGACCAAAACGAUCUUAAAGUCGUUCGUUUGGGAGAGCAAAAUCUUAGACAGACCGACGGGGCUGUCGUUGAUUAUCCCAUCCAGAAAAAGAUCGUACAUCCCAACUACGAGCCUGAUACAUCGGAAAAUGACAUUGCCUUGCUGAUACUCGACGAAGAUGUUCAGUUCACAGAUCGAAUUCGCCCCAUCUGCUUGCCGGUAUCGGACGAUCUAAGGAAACGCGACUUUGUCCGGAACUUCCCGUUCGUCGCUGGAUGGGGUAGGACGCAGUUUGGGGGAUCUGGUAGUUCUGUUCUCCUCGAAGCUCAGGUUCCAGUAGUCGACGCUGCAACGUGCAAAGCUCAAUACAGAUCAGUUAUGAAUACUGUGAUCGACAAUCGCGUUAUAUGCGCUGGUUAUCCCCAGGGUGGCAAGGAUGCUUGCCAGGGUGAUAGCGGUGGUCCAUUGAUGUUCCCAGUGAAGAAUAAUUACUACUUGAUCGGCGUCGUGUCAGGUGGUUACAAAUGCGCUGAACCUGGUUUCUCGGGAAUCUACACGCGCGUCACCUCUUUCCUCGAUUUUAUACUGAACAAUCUUCAGUAAUUCAGUAUUUUCUAUUACCAUGAAUGAUUAUUUUGUAGUCAGGAUACAAUAAAUGUGCUAAUAUACUCAUGAA